UCAUACGCUACGAACUGUCUCCUGUUUAGUAAUGGCUGCAGCAAUGCCUGUAGGCCAAAAGCACAGCGACUCCCUUGCCUACCUGCAGUCGCUGGGAGAAGAACUGCCAAAGGAGGUGGCCGACAAACUGGCCGCCCAAAUCACUGAGGAAGUGGCUACGCCGGACACGGGCAGCAUCAAUCAGGCGUCACUGAAUGUCAGCUUUCGCGUCUACUAUCACAUCGUGCACAAAUACCAGCUCGAGGACGAGCACUUUGCCGAUCUUCCUCAGAGACUGUGCUGUGAGCAGCCCCAGGCUUUUCUCAUGCUGCAGGCUGUGCUGCUGACCAAUCACUGGUCCCGCCUGGACGCCCAGGGGGUGGAGGCCAAGUGCAUUGAGUCCAUUCUUGCUGCACUGCAGCAGAACAACUCCAGUCUGGUGCAUCAGCUAAAGGCCCUCAAUCUGCUAGUGAGAAAGUUUCCCAAGCUGGAGCUGCUGCCACUGCAGCUGCAGCACUUCUACCACUGCCUGCAGCGCCAGAGCCAGGUGGGCUGUCGUGAGGAGACGCUGACGCUGUUCAAUCACUGCUGCAAGCAGCAGGAUCGCGCAUUCCUCUACUUUCGCAUCAUUGUCGCCUUCUGGCCCUGGACGAAUCGCAAUAAGUACUAUCUGCUCAGCGGCAUCCUCAACUCGCAUCCAUUGCCAGAGCUGCUCGCCGCCAGCGAUCAGUCGGAAGCGGAGUUCUUUGCCGGACUGCGCCUGAGUCUCAGCUACAAGGGACUCCGGGCGGCCAGCCAGUAUCCUGUGAAGAGUCUGAGCACUCAGCGUUCGCCGGCGUUGCUGUCGCUUGCUGUGGAGCUGCUGGUUAAUGGCAGCGUGGCGGAAAUCCAAAACUUUUAUUCGCAGUGGUUUUUGCGCAUCCAGCAGCGGGAUGCACUCUUCCAGCUGCUGCAAGCCAAGCCAGAGAUCGUGGCCUUUCUGGCCAGCUCGGAGACUGCGCGCACGGCCAGCGAACAACAGCGUCUCAUCCUCAUAUUCGGCAUGUUCGCCAAGGAGAUCUAUGUGGCGUCCAAGCUGCACUUCUUCAAGAUUAGCACCGAACUCUUGACCAAUUGCAGCGCCUUCGAAACGGAUGCACAGCUGCUGAUCUUCAAGUUCCUCGUUGAUAAUCUCGGCAAUUUUGCUGUCGAGGAUUGCCUGGAGUUCUUCUACAAUUUUAUGCAACGGCAUCGCGGCGUGGAGAGCGCCGAAUUCCGCAACACAAUGCUGGGCAAGAUGCCCAACAUUAUCAAUCACACCGCCAAACAUUUCAAUCGGGCCCUCAAAGUUGAUGAUGGGGUUGCCAGCGAUGCCCUGGCCCACGAUAUUCGGCGCUUCUUUGCGCAGCUGCAGCAAAUGGUGGAGCAGGACAUGCUCUGCGAUGUCUACCAGCCGAGAAUCUUUGCACUCAAAAUGCUGCAGAUGCUGCACAAAUCGAUGUACGGCGUCGAAGUCAUUAAGAAUGCCAAAAAUUGCAGCAUACAGCAGAAUCAACAAUUGGGCAACUUUCUCAAGUUGCACGGUGUCUUUAAGCCGUGCGCUGUGGCCGCAUUGCUUUUCAAAUCCCUCAACGAUCCACAGGGUUUCGAUGAUGCACUGGAGCUGACGGUUGAACUACUGCUCCAACUGGGCCAUGUCGAUGGCAAGCAGUGCAAGGCGCGUUGCCUCACUCUUUCCGCCAGCGCCGACGUGGAUGAGUGUGCACUCGUCACCCAUUAUGCUCGGCUGGCGGUGCACAGCUUCCCGGACCAGACUGCUGGCCAGACACUCUACGAUCAGUGCCUGCAGCAAUUGACUGAGAAGCUGUCUGGCUUCGAGCGUGAUCCGCUGCAGACGACAAAAUGCAGGGGUGGUCAUCUCUUCGGCCACAUCUGUGUGCUGAACGAGCUUGUCGGCGGACUCAGCGAUCUCUGCCUGAAUACAUCUGUUGCUGCACUUUUGCCGCCACUCGAACGCAUACUCAACAUCAUCUUGAAGUUUCUGAAUCUAGCGAAUUCCCAGCGAGAACAGGAUGCGGUUGCUGCCAGUUUUCAGGACAUGGAUGAGAGCCUACAGCUGCUGGUCAGUGGGAGUGAAUACGAUGAACGCGAGCAUGCCGAAGCCUGUCGCAAGUAUUUGCUCAUGAGUUUCUGGCUGACUCUGAAGGCCUGUUGCGAUUUGUCCACCAGUGUGGGUUGCGCGCUGCUGCGUGAGAUUGACGGCCAGCCGGACUAUGAUGCACUGCAGCGCUGCCUGGAGGUGAAUGUGGCUGUGUUGACUCGCUGCCGGCACAAGGGCGCCAUUGAGGCGGCUGGCCUCAGCAUUGGCAGGCUGACGCGUGCCAUGACCAGUCGGUUUGCUAGCGAGGAUCGGGGAUUUCAGCUGCUGCACGCUUGCCUGGAGCGGCAGCUGCUCUUCGAGUGCCGGCAGGUGAGCACCACACGACGUGGCGCCGGUUUCUCCAUCAUGUUUCUGCAUGUGCUCAAGAACGAUGAUCCGCGCCAGCGUCUACUGCUCCAUCGCAUUGUGCAACGCAUACUGCAGCGUCUAAAUGAUGGCUCCUCUGCUGAAAACGCUGCCAGCAGCAACAGCAGUAGCAACAACCUGGACCGCUGGGAGGCGCUGGCGCUGCAUUAUCUGUGCGUGCUGGUGCGGGACACGGAACUGCGUCCGGCCAUGUGCAAGUACUACAAUGAGAUCAUGCUGGUGGCAAUGGCGCACAUUGACACCGAGUGGACCAUCUCGAAUGGGGCACUGCAGCUGUUUGGGGCUACGCUGGGCAAGCUGGUGGGUCAGCGACAGGCGACCGAGUUCGAAACGAAACUGGCCUGGGAACCCAGCGAGAUGAGCUACGAGGAGUUGGCCUGCCAGCUGCCCAAGGCCUCCGAGCAUAUGCUCUUGCAAUGUGGCCAUGACGAUAAUGGUGACAGCGACACAUCCUCCAUUAUACUGUUCCUUGGCUUUCUGUCCAAGGUGGAGCAUUUGUGCACCACGCGCCAGUUGCAGCAAUCGACGCCGCUGCUGCAACGCUUCCGUCGCCUCAGCUUCCGACUGCUGCGGCACCAGUGCGAGCAAGUGCGUCGCCUGGCCGCCACCUGCUUUGUGCGUGCCCACGAAUUGCGCUGUGAUCUGCCCGUGGUGCUGCUGGCCAGCGCCAAUCGGGCAUCGCAACUCCAAACGGACAACUUCUACGAGGGUCUCAUCUACACCCUGCACGCGGGUCUGCUCAAGCUGCAGCACGAGGCGCGUCACGUGUGGACUGCCGACCAGUUGCAGCAUUUCCAGCAGCUGUUGCUAACAACGCUGCAGAUCACCGAGCAAGUGGAUCACUACAAGACGCCCACCUUGAAUGUGCUGCUCAAAAUGCUGCAACUCGUGGCUGCCACCGAGCAGGUGGCCAUUGUGCAACAGCUGCUGGAGAAGCGUAGCAAGCUAAGCGAUAGCUAAAUACACAUUCGACAUCGGUAGAUAAGAUAUAGAUUUAUAUAUAUAUAAGCCCUUGCAGGGCAGACGUAAUCUUGGCGAGAUGCGUCGUCCCAGUUUCAGUCUAUUGCCAAGCCAACUAGUCUCUCUAAACUCUAGCAUAUAACAAUCCUAUAGAUAUAUAUAUAUAGCUUCCAUCUCUGUUUCAUCUGCUAUAACGUAUAUCUGGUGUAUAUAUGGGCGAUCCGUCAGUUGCUUAUGUUUUUAAUUAAUGCUGCCAUUGGAACAAUCAGAAUUCGAUUUUCUUAUUUCUCGAUCAAAUUAAACAAUUUUGAACUUUA
This is a messenger RNA of Drosophila grimshawi, 3762 nucleotides long. RefSeq lists its product as uncharacterized. NCBI's taxonomy places the organism in Eukaryota, Metazoa, Arthropoda, Insecta, Diptera, Drosophilidae. Gene Ontology annotation, biological process: tRNA methylation. Gene Ontology annotation, cellular component: cytosol. The record is from RefSeq and is a predicted model, not a curated record. Bases 32 to 3445 code for a protein of 1137 amino acids. The transcript has 3 exons.